This is a messenger RNA of Sarcophilus harrisii (Tasmanian devil), 1482 nucleotides long. Its product is annotated as signal-regulatory protein beta-1-like. Lineage: Eukaryota; Metazoa; Chordata; Mammalia; Dasyuromorphia; Dasyuridae. The record is from RefSeq and is a predicted model, not a curated record. Gene Ontology annotation, cellular component: plasma membrane.
GUGUGAAGUGCCUUGAACUGAAAUUCUUCCCAGUUCCCCUUUCUCAAUGACAGAUUCGUUUUCAUACCAGCCCUUUCCACUGAGAGCAGAGACACUCGUGAUUGACUCCAAUGCUCCUAAGCAGAAGAUUCACUGUCCUGCUAUACAGAGGAAACACCAAGUAACCAUCAAAAUGUCCAGACUUCUCCCUGUGCCUGGUUCUUCUCUUCUUUCGUUGUUGCUGACUCUGCUCCUUGGCCUUUCUGGAAUCCGAAGCCAGGAAAAGCUCCAAGUGCUACAGCCUGAUGAUCAUGUUUCUGGGAUAGCGGGAGACACUAUUCUUCUGCAGUGUAUGGUAUCUGCUUUUUCACCACCAGGACCAGUGAAAUGGUUCAAGACAAAGAGCCAGAGAGAAGAAAUUUUCAAUUUCAGAGAUAUCCAUGACCGAAUAAAGGCAAUAGCCUUUCCUUGGAGCAAUACAAACUUCUCUAUCAGCAUUAGCCACAUCACCCCAGAGGACGCAGGCACCUAUUACUGUGUGAAGUUCAGAAAGGGGUUUAUUGAUAAUAAAGAGUUUAAAUCUGGCAAUGGCACCAAGCUCACUGUGAAGGUCAAACCCUCUGUUCCUUUGGUGUCUGGCCCCCAGGAGAGAGGAAGCAUCAACCAGACAGUGAUUAUCUCUUGCAAUUCAACUGGCUUUUUCCCUAAAGCCAUCAUCCUGAAGUGGUUUAAAAAUGGGAAUGAAUUCCCUGCUCUCUGGACUUCCGUUUUCCCCAAAGGAGAUAAUGUUUCCUACAACCUCAUCAGUACUGUGCAGGUGCUGCUCACAGCCAGUGAUGUUCACUCUGAGAUUACCUGUGAAGUUCAUCAUGACACAUUACAGAUUCCUCUGCGUGGGAAAAAGCAGCUGUCAGACGUUAUUCCACCUGAAAUUGUCAUUUCCAGCCUGUCAUUCCACAGCAGGUGGAUGGCAGCCACCUGCUAUGUGAUAAAGUUCUACCUCAAGCACUUAAAUGUCACCUGGCUGAUGAAUGGAAUCGUUGUUAAAGGAGAGAAGUCAACUAUACCUACUGAGGACAAGGAUGGCACCUACAGCCUUGAGUCCUCCCUUGUGGUCCUCAUGUCUGUGCAAAAAGAAAAUACUGGAUUCACCUGUCAGGUGUACCAUGACUCCCAGGCUCCUAUCAAUGAGAUUCUGAGAGCUUCAGCUUCUCCCAAGGAUGGUACUCAAACAGACCCAGUAGGCUCAGCUGUUCCUACACAGAUCUUAGUGAUUUUCCUCCUGGGUCUCAAGGUUCUGUUGCUGCUCAGUGUCUCCACAUUCUUUGUCCAUAGAAAGUGGAAGACAAAAGCUUCAAAGGCCAAUCAAAGGUCCUCUAGAAGUGGCUCUUCUCCAGAUCCUCAGUCUCAACUUUCUCCUGCUUCCAGACAAGAUCCUGCCCUGGGAUAGAAUACAGAGUUUCCUCCCCCAUGCUACUGGUUCAUAACAGCAGAUCCCAAAUC